UUCAGUGUUAAAUUUUGUUUAGACAAAGCCGAAUUUCUAAAGAAGUUGAAAAGUUAAAAAGCUAAAAGGCACAAGGUUGAAAGAGCUUAAAAAGUUGAACAUUUUAAUAGUUGAAUGGUUUCUAAAGCUUAUGGUAUGCUGAAGUAAGUAAGCAGAAUGAAAUUUGAAAAAAUCCCCAUAAGGAUUGUGAAUGUACAGACGGUACUACUGAUGUGCGUACGGGCCAAGACACUAUUAUACUUGCUUAACUAUGUGAUCAUGUGCGGGCUGACUCAUACAGAUAGUCACACUUUACACACACACACACAGGCAGACACAGAUAGAUAACGGGAGCCAGCCAUAACUACAUACUGUGACAAAAUAACUCUAUUUGUGCAAACACGUAAGAUAGGGGAGAUGCUCAAGGACGUUCCCGUCAAGACAUGGGAGUCAUCACAGGCUAUGCAUGCGGACGGAGAGCCAAUCCUAGCGUUGAUCACACGCUGUGCAUGCGGCCACCACACAUAUCAUUAGCCAAUUAGUGACAGAUACGAACAACACAUACCCAUCAGUAGGCGUAGCGAAACACAGGCUUAUAACACUGAAACCCCUAGACACGAGUUAGAUCUGUUCUGAUAUUUGCUAUUGAUGCUAUACUGAGCUGAUCUCCACUCUCUGCAGACUGUGUAAUAAAUGCUUAUUCUUUUCCUCAAUUCUCUGGCUGGUCUUUUACUACAUCAACGGACUCGGGUGAGGCGGUGUUUUAGGCCGCGCUCAACAGUUUUGGGGGCUCGUCCGGGAUGUGGUGAAAGACAGAUAGAGUAAAAUUCGGACCUGAGGAUUUCUUCACGAGAAACAGGAUCAGGACACAAGCCGGCACAACAAAAUAAGCUUACGCAGAACAGGUGGGGAACCACAGUGGAGAGGACCGCAGCACGGUAGCACCACAAGCCGAGUGGGUGUUGUUAAAGGUUCUCAAACGAAAGUGGUCGGAACCAAGGUGGACGGGCCCGUACCAGGUCACGGAAAGAACGUCACACGCGGUCCGGCUCAAAGGCAAAGGUGACACCUGGUAUCACUGGAGCCAGUGUGCUGCAGCGGAGGCCCCGGAGAGAUCGUUGGGUGAGACCCAUAACGCUCUAAAGGAGCAACAACAAGCGCCGGCUGGUGCAGAAGAAAAGCCCACCAACCAACAAGGGGCAGAAUAAUCCCCUGGUGGCAAAAGGGGGUGAGGUAGUCUACCCAUACCCUGACGGGAGACAGUGAAAUAAGCAUGUCUCUCCUACAUGUAGCAUGCCAAGCUACCAACGCAAGCCUCAGCUGCUCUCGUCGAAGGCAGAUGGCGACGGCAGCCCUGAACACCUGCAUCUUCUGCUGGGUUUGCAUUCUGAUUGUUUUUGCAUAGGCUUUACACAACCUACAUUCCACAGGGUCCACCAACCUUUGAAUAAAGUUGCAUUUUAUAUCGCCUAUAUCACAUUAUCCAUUAAAGUGUACCUGCUAAUUGCUAAAGAGUUGGAUGACAAGGUAAUUGAAGGAAUAAAUCAGCUCCGGGGGUAACCCUGCCCGGAGCAUACAGGUAAAGAUCGCCUAUUGUCAUCUUAGAAAGUUUCGCCUGCCAUUAUACAUUUUUACUUUUGUAUUUCUUGCUUUAUAAUUCACGUUUAUACAUUCAACCAGUGACAUAAUGUUAUUGUAUGGGAAUUGGAGAGUUCUAGGCGUCAGCACGACCCCAAUUGGUUACUGUGCCUGCCCCCCUACUCACUAAUGAUACACAAGGUUUCGGCUGUAUGAUGAAUCUCACGCAUGGACGUGACAAUGGCUGUCAGACAUUAGGCAGUAUAUUCCCUCCAAUCAACAAUAAAACGCUAGUCGGUCCCUUUGUUCCAGACAAGGCUAACGGUACGUACUGUAUGUAUGUUUCAAUCUCACUGCUGGAUCCAGAGGUAAUGUCACCAAAAGGGGAAGUAUUUCGGUAGGUAACAUUGAUCUCUCUUGGUGUCAAGACAUGCGAGCGGGGAUCGAGCUCGGCACUUGGGCUAGAGCAGGCUUAUAUUAUUACUGCAGCCUUCAAGUCUUGCAUGUUCGACUGGGUGAAAGAACCGUUGGCAAUUGCGCUAUGGUUAGACUUCGCACCCCUCUCGUUCUAUUAGGUGACCAUUUGGCUCGUAUGAAGUCUAACCAUACCUCCUCGAUAAACCUAACACGUCGUAGGCGUCGUCACGUACUCAACCGUCACCGUCGGUCCACCUUAACCUCAUUCGACCUGACUACUGAUAAUCCCACCUACAUCGACGCCAUAGGAGUCCCUCGAGGGGUACCCAAUCAAUUCAAGCUAGCAGAUCAGGUGGCAGCUGGUUUUGAAAAUAUCCCUCUCAUAGCUGCCCUCUUUCCGGUAACCCCCAAUAAGAACGUCGAUCGAAUAAACUACGUGCAUUAUAACGUCUUGCGCUUGACCAAUCUUACUAGGGAUGCAGUGGCAGGACUCGCGGAACAAAUGGCACCUACCUCCUUGAUGGCUGUACAGAACAGGAUGGCAUUAGAUAUGUUGUUGGCGGAGAAAGGUGGGGUUUGCGCUAUGUUUGGGGAAAUGUGCUGCACCUUUAUCCCCAACAACAUGGCCCCGGAUGGGUCAGUGGCUAGGGCAUUGGAUGGGCUGCGUACUCUCUCUAAAACGAUGCACGAGCACUCUGGGAUUGACAACCCACUGGAAGACUGGAUGACUAAUGUUUUUGGGAAAUGGAAAAUGCUUAUUAUGUCUUUGUUUAUUUCUCUUGCUGUAUUCACUGCUAUUCUAGUCACAUGUGGUUGUUGUUGUGUUCCUUGUAUUCGUUCAUUAAUGGUAAGAUUGAUCACAUCUACUAUCGAGGGUAACGCUCCCCCUCCAUACAUGAUGCCCCUCCUCCAACACUCCAAGGCUGGCCCUGAUGCUGUUUUGGAGGAGGGCAUCAAAAUGAUUGAGUAUUAAUUAUUUUGAUGAGAGGUAAUGUUUUCUUUUAGGUAUUAUUUUUAUUCCUUAGUUGAUCUCCUAAAGGAGAUCAAAAGGGGGAAUUGUGAAUAUACAGACGGUACUACUGAUGUGCGUACGGGCCAGGACACUAUUAUACUUGCUUAACUAUGUGAUCAUGUGCGGGCUGACUCAUACAGAUAGUCACACUUUACACACACACACACAGGCAGACACAGAUAGAUAACGGGAGCCAGCCAUAACUACAUACUGUGACAAAAUAACUCUAUUUGUGCAAACACGUAAGAUAGGGGAGAUGCUCAAGGACGUUCCCGUCAAGACAUGGGAGUCAUCACAGGCUAUGCAUGCGGACGGAGAGCCAAUCCUAGCGUUGAUCACACGCUGUGCAUGCGGCCACCACACAUAUCAUUAGCCAAUUAGUGACAGAUACGAACAACACAUACCCAUCAGUAGGCGUAGCGAAACACAGGCUUAUAACACUGAAACCCCUAGACACGAGUUAGAUCUGUUCUGAUAUUUGCUAUUGAUGCUAUACUGAGCUGAUCUCCACUCUCUGCAGACUGUGUAAUAAAUGCUUAUUCUUUUCCUCAAUUCUCUGGCUGGUCUUUUACUACAUCAACGGACUCGGGUGAGGCGGUGUU
Molecule: messenger RNA, 3588 nt
Organism: Acanthopagrus latus (yellowfin seabream)
Lineage: Eukaryota; Metazoa; Chordata; Actinopteri; Spariformes; Sparidae
Exons: 2
Coding region: 1988-2947 (319 amino acids)
Source: RefSeq, a predicted model, not a curated record